CGAGAAGCAAAAGUGCUUCACUCCUAUCUUAUCCAAAACCCAUCGGCAAUCUUCCGUCCUUUUUUCUAUCUUCCCUGAUGGAGAAGCACCCACUCUUCAAUCCUCUUUCCUCUCUAAAAAUCCCAGCCCUCUCAAAAUGCUCGCUUUUGCAUUCCAACCCCUGAAUCUUUCUCCUUCAAACCCCUCUAAAACCCUAAAUUCUAGAACCCCGAUCCUAAAUACCCAAUUCAAGUCCCAGCUUCGAGCUCCUCAAGACAACAAGACGAAAACCCUAACCAACAAGAACCAGACGAAGAAGAAGAAGGAGGUUAUCCUCUUCGAUUCUAAACCCCCGCCAUUGUCAGAAUCAAAGAGCUCUAUCAAUGGCGCUGCCAGAAUUGGGGAAUUUCCUCUUUCAGGUCUCUUCAAGAGACUUCCAAAGAGAGUUCUUGCGGUCCUCUCUAAUCUACCGCUGGCAAUUGGAGAGAUGUUCACAAUUGCGGCCCUCAUGGCUCUGGCAACGGUUAUUGAUCAAGGAGAAGCUCCUGAUUACUAUUUUCAGAAGUAUCCUGAAAAAAAUCCAGUUCUAGGGUUCUUCUCUUGGAGAUGGAUUCUGGGACUUGGGUUCGAUCACAUGUUCACAUCGCCCGUGUUUUUGGGCAUGUUGGUUCUCCUUGCAGCGUCACUGAUGGCUUGUACAUACAACGACCGGCAGACCCAAAUGGUAUAAGCCUUGCUAGGAGGUGGUCUUUCAAGCAUUCAGCUGAUUCUAUUCGGAAGCUGGAGUUUUCUGACUCUCUUCCACAAGCGUCAGUUCAGGAUUUGGGUAUAAUUCUGAUGGGUGCUGGAUUUGAGGUAUUUGUAAAAGGGCCUGCUUUGUAUGCUUUCAAGGGAAUGGCUGGUCGCUUUGCUCCCAUUGGGGUGCAUCUAGCAAUGCUUCUAGUCAUGGGUGGAGCAACUCUUAGUGCUUGUGGAAGCUUUCGAGGCUCUGUAAAUGUUCCUCAGGGCCUGAACUUUGUAGUUGGUGAUGUCAUGACUCCUAAUGGCUUUCUUUCUACUCCUAUAGAAGCCUUCAACACCGUAGUUCAUGUCAACCGAUUCUAUAUGGACUAUUAUGAGAGUGGUGAGGUUUCACAAUUUCACACUGACUUGUCAUUAUUUGACCUUAAUGGGAAGGAAGUCAUGAGGAAAACAAUUAGUGUUAAUGAUCCUCUGAGAUAUGGUGGGAUUACAAUUUAUCAAACGGAUUGGGGUUUUUCAGCACUCCAAGUGACAAAGAAUGGUGAGGGUCCAUUCAAUUUGGCUGUGGCUCCUUUACAAAUAAAUGGUGACAAGAAGCUCUAUGGGACCUUUCUGCCUGUUGCAGAUGAUGAUUCCUCUAGUGUGAAGGGAAUAUCAAUGCUUGCUCGUGAUUUACAAUCAAUUGUCUUGUAUGAUCAAGAGGGGAAAUUUGCAGGGGUGCGCCGACCUUCUUCAAAACUUCCAAUCGAUAUUGAUGGUAUAAGAAUUGUGAUAGAAGAUGCAAUUGGCAGUAGUGGUCUUGAUCUAAAGACGGAUCCUGGAGUGCCUGUAGUCUAUGCUGGGUUUGGUGCUUUGAUGCUUACUACUUGCAUCAGCUAUUUAUCUCAUUCUCAGAUAUGGGCAUUGCAAGAUGGAACCACUGUUGUUAUUGGAGGGAAGACUAACCGAGCCAAGCUUGAGUUCCCUGAUGAGAUGAAUCGCUUACUUGAUGAAGUACCUGAGCUAGUUGGCAGCAGCGAUAGCGUGACGAGCUAAUAUGUUUUCUUCUCAGUUCUCCACUUUCAUACAGUUCAAAGUUGAUUAAUGACAACUUUUGGGAUGGUUGAGGUUGAAGGAGAUAGACAGCAAGAGUUAGAUCGACAGUUGCAUUUCUGAGAUUAAGGGCUUGAACUCCAACGGGAUUGAAGUCUAGGCCAAGGCUAGGGUUACAACGAGGGAGCUCAAAGGAAAUUAGACACAGCUA
Asparagus officinalis (garden asparagus) is the source of this 1963-nucleotide messenger RNA. Its product is annotated as cytochrome c biogenesis protein CCS1, chloroplastic. The coding region runs from base 586 to 1755 and encodes 389 amino acids. The record is from RefSeq and is a predicted model, not a curated record. The transcript is spliced from 9 exons. NCBI's taxonomy places the organism in Eukaryota, Viridiplantae, Streptophyta, Magnoliopsida, Asparagales, Asparagaceae.